AUGCCUUCCUCGGUGACCUUUUCCGCUUCCGCAGCGACCACGAAGUCUUCUCCCCACUCCAUCUACACCCGCCCUCAGAAGAAGCAGAAGAUGAGCAUCACGCAGACCUACUUCCUCGCCCACAGCGCCCGCGGCAAACUCUCCAAGGAGGCUGCCCGGCCUGACCACGACCUCCGGCUAUUGGUCGGACACGCCAACAUGCUCGAUUCUCUGAUGCUCGACCUGGCAACCGCCGAGCAGGAGCAGGAGCGGUGGUUCAACAACAUCGUGAACGGAUCUUCGCAGGAGGAGCAGGAAGAGAAGAGCAGUCGGCAUGUCGAGACGAUCGUGGAGGAGCCCGAGCACGACUGGGAGGCCGAAGAUGCCACCAGCUCUGACGAAGAGUCCGACGAUGAGGAUGAGCAAAAGCCCAACACCAAAGUCACCGCCAUUGAAAUCGACGACUCGGACAUGUCGGAAGACGAUGACGAUGCCACCAGUGACUUGGCCCUCGUCCGAACAGCCUCGCGACACUCUCCCCCCGGACUCAGCCUCGACACAGAUUCCGACUCGGACGACGAACAACACAUGCCACCCUCACCGCCCACCAUGACCAUCGAGGUGCUGAGCGAGAAGCAACGACAAGCCAUUGCUACCACAUCAUACUACGACGUCAAGGACGCCGCCUCCUCGUUAUCACAGGAAGAGUCGGAAGCCUUUGAGCAAGAAGGCUUCUACCUCCCUUCAAGGCAACAGCCGACCAUAAUCGCUGCCUACUAG
Cladophialophora yegresii CBS 114405 is the source of this 759-nucleotide messenger RNA. RefSeq lists its product as uncharacterized. The coding region runs from base 1 to 759 and encodes 252 amino acids. The record is from RefSeq and is a predicted model, not a curated record. Lineage: Eukaryota; Fungi; Ascomycota; Eurotiomycetes; Chaetothyriales; Herpotrichiellaceae. The transcript has a single exon.